Molecule: messenger RNA, 5680 nt
Organism: Fundulus heteroclitus (mummichog)
Lineage: Eukaryota; Metazoa; Chordata; Actinopteri; Cyprinodontiformes; Fundulidae
Gene: ago3a
Product: protein argonaute-3
Exons: 19
Coding region: 864-3467 (867 amino acids)
Biological process (GO): regulatory ncRNA-mediated gene silencing; regulation of stem cell proliferation
Molecular function (GO): protein binding; RNA binding
Source: RefSeq, a predicted model, not a curated record
UGAUUUAUUCAGAAACGCAGGAUUGCCUACUCCGCGUGAAGGCGGAGUUGGUGGGGGGGUUCUGACGUCUGGCGAACGCCGAGCCCACCUCUUCCUGUCGGUGUCAGAAAGGCAACUUCACCAUAUUUAGCUGGCUUGCCAGCCGGAGCCCUGCGGAGUUAUUCUGUCAACCAGCCUUGGGACAAACCCCGACGCUCGUCGGCUGGACACACUGCGGGGCUGACAGCUACGCUUUCACACGCCCGGACACAACUUCCAGACGACGAAGACGGAGCCCGGCGACCCGCCUGCAAACAGCUGCUUUAAACGCGAGAAGAAGAAGAAGAAAAAGAAGAAGAAGAAGAAAAGUGGUCGUCGUCUGUCAGAAUUCCAACUAUCAGCCGAGCUAGCCGAGCUCCGCUAACUCCUCCGGCGGUGACGCGUUUUAUGUCGUCCCCGCAGGCGGCCGUACAUCGGUAGGGACUGAUUUGGACUCGGUGACCCCGCUGCGAUGAUCUCCUGACAGCUCCUCGUCGCCUGCCCCCCCACUUAGCCUGGCUAGCUAGCUAGCUAACUCGGCUAACAAGCGGCUUUCUCGGUUGCCCGCAGCGGCCGGCAGCUCUCGCCGUGGCAGUGCGGUCCCGUUUUAGCAGUCGACGUGCGGGGAAAGUGGUUUGUGGAGACAGCCGGGAGUGAAAAAAAACAACCACCACCAUCCAUAGCUGCCUUUUCCAGAGAGGGAGCGAAAAGGAGGGGCAUCUGGAGGGGGGCUUUUAGGACACGUUGUUACCCAGCGGAGGCAGAGACGCCGGACCUGACGGAGGAGUCCCACCGAACGUUUGACAUCUGUGAUCCGGGAAGCGAACCGGGCCGGGACCUCAUGAAUGGAAAUCGGAACUACAGGAGCCGUUGGGCCCCAGGCCCUGUUCGCCAUGCCUCGGCGGCCUGGCUAUGGCACCAUGGGGAAGCCCAUCAAGCUGCUGGCCAACUGCUUCCAGGUGGAGAUCCCAAAGAUGGACGUCUACCUCUAUGAGGUUGACAUCAAGCCUGACAAGUGCCCGCGUCGAGUCAACAGGGAGGUGGUCGACUCGAUGGUGCAGCACUUCAAGGUGACGAUCUUUGGAGAUCGGAGGCCAGUUUAUGAUGGAAAGAGGAGUUUGUACACAGCCAACCCACUGCCUGUGGCGCCCACGGGGGUGGACCUUGAUGUCACUCUUCCAGGCGAGGGUGGCAAAGAUCGUCCCUUUAAAGUCUCCAUCAAGUUCGUGUCUCUGGUCAGCUGGCACAUGCUGCACGAGGUGCUGACUGGCCGCAGCAUGCCUGAACCGCUGGAGCUGGACAAGCCCAUCAGCACCAACCCUGUGCACGCAGUGGAUGUAGUCCUGCGGCACCUGCCCUCCAUGAAGUACACUCCAGUUGGCCGAUCUUUCUUCUCAGCUCCAGAGGGUUAUGACCAUCCUCUGGGAGGCGGGAGGGAAGUUUGGUUUGGCUUUCACCAGUCAGUGCGCCCUGCCAUGUGGAAGAUGAUGCUAAACAUCGAUGUCUCUGCCACAGCCUUCUACAAAGCCCAGCCAGUUAUCCAGUUCAUGUGCGAAGUGCUGGAUAUCCACAACAUAGACGAGCAGCCUCGCCCUCUCACGGACUCUCACAGGGUCAAAUUCACCAAAGAAAUCAAAGGUUUAAAGGUGGAGGUGACACACUGUGGAACGAUGCGGAGGAAGUACCGCGUUUGUAACGUGACCCGUCGGCCUGCCAGCCAUCAAACGUUCCCUCUGCAGCUGGAGAACGGUCAGACUGUAGAACGCACAGUAGCCCAGUACUUCAGGGAGAAGUACAACCUGCAGCUCAAGUACCCGCAUUUGCCCUGUUUACAGGUGGGCCAGGAGCAAAAGCACACCUACCUGCCCCUCGAGGUGUGUAACAUUGUAGCUGGUCAGCGGUGCAUCAAGAAGCUGACAGAUAAUCAGACCUCCACUAUGAUUAAAGCCACAGCUCGCUCUGCACCCGACAGGCAGGAGGAGAUCAGCAGGCUGGUGCGAAGUGCCAACUACGAGGCGGACCCUUUUGUGCAGGAGUUCCAGUUCAAAGUGCGCGACGAGAUGGCUCAUGUGACGGGGCGAGUGCUACCCGCCCCCAUGCUGCAGUACGGCGGCAGGGUGAGCACUGAGCACUUUAUGAACCGCACCGUAGCCACGCCCAGCCACGGGGUGUGGGACAUGAGGGGGAAGCAGUUCCACACCGGGGUGGAGAUAAAGAUGUGGGCCAUAGCCUGCUUCGCCACGCAGAGACAGUGCCGAGAAGAAAUUCUCAAGGGUUUCACAGACCAGCUCCGUAAGAUCUCAAAGGAUGCUGGGAUGCCCAUCCAAGGCCAGCCGUGCUUCUGCAAGUACGCCCAGGGUGCGGACAGCGUGGAGCCCAUGUUCAGGCACCUGAAGAACACCUACGCUGGGCUCCAGCUCAUCAUUGUCAUCCUGCCUGGAAAGACUCCAGUCUAUGCUGAGGUGAAGCGCGUGGGAGACACCCUUUUGGGCAUGGCAACCCAGUGCGUUCAGGUGAAGAAUGUAGUAAAGACGUCGCCUCAGACCCUCUCCAACCUCUGCCUGAAGAUCAAUGUGAAGCUGGGAGGCAUAAACAACAUCCUGGUGCCUCACCAACGACCAUCAGUGUUUCAGCAGCCAGUCAUCUUCUUGGGGGCAGAUGUUACACAUCCGCCGGCCGGAGAUGGGAAGAAGCCUUCAAUUGCAGCGGUGGUUGGCAGCAUGGACGCCCACCCCAGCAGGUACUGUGCCACUGUGCGCGUCCAGAGGCCCAGACAGGAGGUCAUCCAGGACCUGGCCUCCAUGGUGCGGGAGCUGCUCAUCCAGUUCUACAAGUCGACCCGCUACAAGCCAACCAGGAUCAUUUUCUACAGGGAUGGGGUGUCAGAGGGCCAGUUCAGACAGGUGCUGUACUAUGAGCUGCUGGCCAUCCGCGAGGCAUGCAUCAGCCUGGAGAAAGAGUACCAGCCCGGCAUCACCUACAUUGUUGUGCAAAAACGCCACCACACUCGCCUCUUCUGUGCCGACCGCAAUGAGAGAGUUGGACGCAGUGGAAACAUUCCCGCUGGUACCACGGUGGAUACCGACAUCACGCAUCCCUACGAGUUUGAUUUUUACCUCUGCAGUCACGCUGGAAUCCAGGGCACCAGCCGGCCCUCCCACUACCAUGUGCUGUGGGAUGACAAUUGUUUCACUGCUGACGAGUUCCAGCUGCUCACCUACCAGUUGUGCCACACCUACGUGCGCUGUACCCGGUCAGUCUCCAUCCCCGCGCCCGCCUACUACGCCCACCUGGUGGCCUUCCGCGCCCGCUACCACUUGGUGGACAAAGAGCAUGACAGUGCCGAGGGCAGCCACGUGUCGGGUCAGAGCAACGGCCGCGACCCCCAGGCGCUGGCCAAAGCUGUUCAGAUUCACCACGACACCCUGAGGACCAUGUACUUCGCCUGAGCAAAAACAUCCCCCCCCCACCCCCCAAAACCAUGAUCACCUUUAUCACACAGACACAAAAACAACCGCGCACGCCUGGCUCGCCAGUGGAGGAGUCCUCAUAGGUGCAUGCCCACCCUACACCCACAUGCCGAGUCAAUGCGGACCUGACACUGUGCAGAGGAGAGCAGGGAGGAGGAGGCAGGGGAGGAGGAGGCAGGGGAGGAGGAGGAGGAGGAGGAGGAGGAGGAGGCACCCCUACACUGGACUAAAGGAUGCAAACGCUGCUUUAAAAGACAAACAAGACAGAAACUCAGCACUAUUAUGCAAUAUUAAACCAGCCAACUAGUUUAUUCCCACCCUUUUCAGUGCCCCUCCUAUCGUUUGUGACCUUGUGGGUGUUUUUUUUUUUUUUUUUUAUUUUGUUUCUUUUUACUUUUCCCCUCCUUUGGCACAGACCUUCUUUACUGGUCUCCUCUUGCACCAUUUCUAGUACCUCAAGUCAGUUUGAGCAGCAGCACUUUUACAUUCUUUCAGUUUUACUGUAGUUUGUCGAUACUCCCCCCGAGGUUUGGAGAGGCGUUUUUUUUUUUGGAUUAUUGGGAGUGUAUUUCUACGGACCACGGGUCCCUCACAUUGCCACUUUUCCUACUUUCACUUCUCCCUAGUGUUACUUUUAUGAAGACAAAUGUUUGUUUGAGCACACUGCCAUCUGUUGGCGACGAGGUAUAAGUGCCCUCUAAAAGUCACAAUGAGAAGUUGUCUUGCAACGUUUUUGGAUGAUUUUUUUUUUGAUUUAUUGUAACGGUCAGUCGUCAGGUUUGAACCAGGGCAGUUUUUAUUGGCUGUUUAUUGGAAGAGAAACAAAUGAAUUGCAGCCAUAUAUGGAUUAUCUUUAAGUAUAACACUGUUUUUAAUCCAGUCAUUUCAUCUGCAUGAUGCGGAAAACUCUUGUUUUGUCCUUUUUAUUGUGUAAAGUUUUUUUUUUUUUUUUUGUACUCUUAGCAAUCAUGCAUUCAUUUUCCUCAGUGCUUUAUCAUGCAUUUUCCUCCCUGUUCGAGAUGGUGGAUAAUUUUGAGAUUGUGACAAUGGUUUCCUUUUAGUGCAAUAAUCAGUUGAAUGAAGGGAAGAGGAUUUUUAGGGGAUUCGAAUGACGUAUUUGGACGAAAAGUUCCAAGGCACUCGUUUUAUUGCCACUUUUGAGUUAAAGGAGCAGUGCGGUCGGGGCGAAAAUGGUGCGUCUGCGGUUUCGAUGAUCGCGUUUCUACUUGAGCCGAGGGAGUUUAUGCACCCCUUUACCUCGAGAGUACGGUGGUUGACUUUUUAAAACUCCCGAUCGCGACUUUGUUUCAAAGCUCCCUUUUUAACAGGCGGCAGCGGGGCGGAGCAUAAAGGCCAUAAAGACGAAGUAUUCAAGUGCCUGGCAGAACGGUUUAGUUGUCAGAAGCUGUAAGAAUCUUAUUUCAAUCAGUUAUAGCGAUCAUAAUGCAUAUUCAAAAAGAAAAAAAAAAAGCGGAAACUUUCACCUGAUGCCUGUUCUUAUUCCCAAACAACCAUCUGACUUUCUACACAUCUCAUUUAAAUCAAGUAUAGAUCGAGAUAUUUAUUCCUGUUUUUUUUGUGCCUGUAUGGCCGUGGUAGCUGUUGGCUUUGCUUCAGAGCUAUCUUUUUUUUUUUUUUUACUUAAUACUCAAAAGACAUGAAUCCAGCUGCUACAGUGGGUUUUUUUUUUUGUUUUGUUUUUUUUAGAAUAAUGGACCGGAUUUCUGGGCAUGGGGUUAGACUUGUCGGUGAACAAAAAGCCUUUCAGGAAAACGUUUUGCUGCAGAUGAAUCCAGAAGACCUCAGCUGGCGUGUAAUUCCUGCCCGUUUAACUGGCCCUGAACAGGAAGUGGCCUCAGAGCCAGAGCGGAGGAGUUAUGUGGGUGACCAGCGUUUCGCCGACGAGGUACAGCUAUUAGGUGACCGAAGACUUUUUCACGCAUCGAAUGUGCCUUAUUGGUGCAAAGAACGUCUCUGUCGCAGACCGCAUUCAAAGCCGGGGACCCCCCCCCCCCCUCAGUUUAAAUCCUUCAGAGGUGAAACUCUGAUUCCAGCCGUACGCCUCUGUGCUUUAAAGGCACAAUUCCUCUGAUGUGUUUAGCUACAGUACGGACCCCCACAUUUCUCCUCCUCUGGUGAAGGCCUGAAGCUUGUUCAGGAAAUGUUGUUUUUCUUUAAAAAAAAAAAAAAAA